Messenger RNA from Suillus paluster, 1936 nucleotides. RefSeq lists its product as uncharacterized. Lineage: Eukaryota; Fungi; Basidiomycota; Agaricomycetes; Boletales; Suillaceae. Gene Ontology annotation, cellular component: endoplasmic reticulum membrane; endoplasmic reticulum. Gene Ontology annotation, molecular function: protein-disulfide reductase activity; FAD binding; thiol oxidase activity. The transcript is spliced from 10 exons. The coding region runs from base 157 to 1842 and encodes 561 amino acids. Gene Ontology annotation, biological process: protein folding in endoplasmic reticulum. The record is from RefSeq and is a predicted model, not a curated record.
GUUACUUAUAUCGAAUAGUACUAUCAGUCUCAGAGCUCGAGGUCUAAGUAGUCUCAUCACCGCUGAAACACGCCACGAAAGCGACACAAGCUUUGACGUGCGCGCACAGCUGGCCACGUUCUUUACUCCUUCCUGGUAUACCACCUGCCACCAUACAUGCUCUGUCUUUGGCGUAAAACAUACCUGGUUCUCGCAUUCUCCACAUUGGCCGCUGUAGGCGUCAGCCCGAGUUCGUUUCUCGGAGACAGUCUUAUAAGGCACAAUCCAGUUCAGAAUGUCCUUGAACACGAAUCUGUUCGAGGAGACCCACUCUGUCAGCAUUCGACAACUGGUCCGAUAGAAACUACCCUAUGUGAUUACGAGACUAUAGAGAGUGUGAAUGGGGAAUUAUAUAACGCGCUCGGUGAGUUAGUGCAGAUGCCAUUCUUUAAGUAUUUUCAGGUGGACCUCUAUCGCGAAUGUCCUUUCUGGCAAGAGAAUGGGUUCUGUAUGAAUAGGGAAUGCGGCAUCACUACUGUAGAUGAGAGUGAGAUACCAGAAAAGUGGAGAGCGGCGGCUCUGAGCAAGAUAGAAUUGCCGCCCUUAGAAGAGCGUGUCCCUCUUCCCGGAUGUUACUAUCGUGAUUCUGAUUUUUGCUUCCUCGAUGAUAUGACAGAGGGCGAAUACGUCGACCUAUCUCUGGUCCCAGAGCGUUACACGGGCUACUCAGGUCCUUCAGCGCAUCGGGUCUGGAAGUCAAUAUACGAGGAAAAUUGCUUCGGCCUCUCAGAACUGAAUCUGCUGACUGCUCGUUCUCCCGCACAAGUCACACUUCGUGACACCCUUACCGAUGUCUUGCGAGAGCCUAUUGACGGAGAGGACUUAGAUGGCGAGUGUCUCGAGAAGAGAGUGUAUUACAAAAUUAUAUCAGGCUUGCACGCAUCUAUCUCGACUCAUAUCUGCAUGGAAUACCUUAAUCAGACAACUGGAGAGAUGGGCCCGAACCUUGAGUGCUUCGUCACGCGCGUCGCCUCCCACCCUGAGAGGCUCCAAUAUAUUUAUUUUAACAAUGUGCUCCUCCUACGUGCUGUAUCACGCAUCGGCCCAUACCUACGUGACUACGACUAUUGUUCAAUGUCCAAGCCCACGCCUCACGCAGAGGUGCUCGCGGAGGACGUCCAAGAGGAAGCCAGGACACUCGCGUCUCUCAGCAAGGUUAUUGACAUUGCAGAGCACGUUGGCAAGUUUGAUGAGCGGGUGUUGUUCAGAGGCGAAAACGCGAAUGUCUUAAAAGAAGAGUUCAAAAGGCAUUUCCGGAAUGUUUCAAGGAUCAUGGACUGCGUUGGAUGUGACAAGUGCCGUUUAUGGGGCAAAGUCCAAACUACCGGACUCGCAACCGCUCUCAAAAUUCUCUUUGAGAUGGAUGAGACCGCCCUUGACCCGCACAAAAAUCAGAAUCUUCUACAGCGGUCAGAAGUCGUAGCCCUUAUUAAUACGCUGCAUCGCUUCAGCGAGAGCUUGCAGGCCGUCGAAAUCUUCCGAGAUAUGUGGAAGAAGACUGGCGAAUCCGAUGCCAACCACCUUAUCGAUGAGGCCGAAAAGGCUGUUGUUGGCAAUCCACGGAAGUCACCUCCCCGUGAAUCAACGUUACCCACGCAGGCAUCAACGCCCACAGACUUGCCUCACCGUCAUCCACCCUCUCCUUCUCCCUCUCUUCACACAGUGUCCCUGGAGACUAUACAGAGGUACCUCAGACAAUUAAUUCAGAGGUGCAAGAGACACACGUUGUCUUACUUUGGUAUCUUCUCGCAGGUAUGGCAGCAGUUACACGAUGCCAUGUUUCCAUUGCGGACAGAGCUAUGAUCUAUGUGGACUUUUUGUUUAUUCCAAUACAGUAUCACCUAAAACCAAUGAAACAAGAUAUAAUAUCUUUACCAUAAGCAACUUCACCUAUCCC